AUGGAUCCCUUGAGAGAAACCGGCCCACAGAGCGAAGAUUCUACGCGUGAUUCCGUCAAGGAAGAGCUGUUCAAUCCCACAGUCCAUCUCAAUUAUGUACCUCCCGAAAAGAAGAUAACGAUGCAAGAUUUGCUUUUGAAUCAAAGUGCGACCGCAACUCCUAUUGCAGGGACUGUGCCAUUCCCAUUGCUUUCUCCGCAAGGCGUGCGAGCGUAUCGAAAGGCCUUGUUUCAGCAAAAUGUGAUUGAGAAAUGCGCAAGCUCCCCGUUUCCCGGCACCCUGGUUCUUCGUGAUGCAGUCAAGCACUCUCGGUUUAUUCGAGACUUCUGGACCCACCCUGAAACAAUGAGAAUAGUAUCUGACGCUUCUGGGGUGCCUUUAGAGGUGGUCAUGCCCACGGAGAUUGGACAUACGAACAUCCAAGCCGAAGGAGCCACGAUUGCAGAGAUGGCUAGUAACCUAAAGGUUGAGCCGUCUGUAGAGAAACUGGAACUGAGUCCUGAAGAACGGGCGUAUGACCCGUUGAAAGAUGAAACCUCCAUCAUACCUUGGCACUAUGACUCUUAUCCUUAUGUUUGCGUGGUUAUGCUAAGUGAGACUGAUGGCAUGAUCGGCGGGGAAACAUACAUCAAAAAGGGGAAUGGUGAAGCCCAAAAGGUCGAAGGUCCACAAAUCGGACACGCAGUAAUGCUGCAAGGAGGAGAAGUCCAACAUCUCGCCGCUCGUGCCAAGGGAGUAAAAGAACGGAUUUCUACAAUCACUUCGUACCGCUCAAAAGUCCCGAACGUUUACGACUCGAGCUACAUCACCAAUAUCCGGCCUUAUGCGGAUCUCAGAUCGCUCUACCCCGAAUGGACUCGGUAUCGCCUGCGGAAGCUGCGAGAUGAAAUCACUCAUUAUCUUGACAAGACUGGGGAUGAAUCGAGCUCUUAUUUCCAAAGAGAGGAGCUGCAGAGUAUCAUCACCCAACAGAUCGAGUACCUGCACCGGACUUCUCGCCAGAUGGUCUCUCCCGAGUACCAGCAGCAGGUCUUGAAAAGAUACGGCAAAGCAGCAUACUAUGAUGUCUUUAGGAUUUGGGAUACUGUUCAGAGCUUGCCUGAAUUCGAGAGUCUCGCAUCUGCCACAGAUCAAGAGCGCGGUUGGAUGCCAGAGAGUGUGUACUGGAUGGAUCUUCAAAAGUCCAUUGAGACAAUCCGCAUGAAAGGUCCCCUUGAAAGUACAUUUGGUUCCCAUGUAUGGAAUAAAUCACGGAAGUUCUACAUGGGUGAUGAGUUGUUGCGCCAAGGCUUGAAUGAAGUGUUUUUGGACUGGCUUGGAAGCUCGGGUCUGUGGGAUAUUUAUUCCAAGCGUUGA
This is a messenger RNA of Penicillium pulvis, 1356 nucleotides long. RefSeq lists its product as uncharacterized. The transcript has 4 exons. The record is from RefSeq and is a predicted model, not a curated record. Bases 1 to 1356 code for a protein of 451 amino acids. NCBI's taxonomy places the organism in Eukaryota, Fungi, Ascomycota, Eurotiomycetes, Eurotiales, Aspergillaceae.